AUGAGAACAAAGACAAUAUGCUGCAGUGGGGUCAACCUUAAAGUCUCCAUCCAAGCGUCAGGACUUGCCAACAUCACUGUACUGCAGCAAAAGAAAGGUCAGAUCUCAAGGCAGCCAGAGGUGAAUCUGGAGUCUGGUCCCUCUGGCUAUUACUACCAGAGUGUGUGGCGAGCAUUAGGUAACACCACAGUUCAGCAGUUUAACACUUCCUCGGCCAUCACUCAGUGCCUGAGAGGAAAGGUGAUUCAUAUGUACGGAGACUCCACCAUCAGGCAGUGGUUUGAAUACUUUAAUGGAGCACUACCAGGUCUCAAGGAGUUUAACCUACAUAGCCCUAAGCAAAUUGGACCUUUUAUGGCCCUGGACUACCCAAAUAAUAUCUUCCUGACGUACCGUUGCCAUGGUCCUCCUAUCCGGUUUAGGAAUGUCCCUAUCACCGAGCUGCAUUAUAUUGCCAAUGAGCUAGACAACGUUAUUGGAGGCAGCAACACAGUUGUAGUUCUUGGCAUUUGGUCACACUUCAGCACUUUCCCCAUUGAAGUCUACAUCCGACGACUGCAGAGCAUCCACAGGGCAGUGGUGCGCCUGUUGUCCAGGGCUCCAGAAACACUGGUUGUCAUUAGGACUGCAAAUCCCAAAGCUUUGACACUCUAUGAGACACUUACUAAUAGUGACUGGUAUUCACUGCAGAGGGACAAGGUGCUCAGGACCAUGUUCAAAGGAUUGAAUGUCCAUCUGGUGGAUGCCUGGGAGAUGGUUGUGGCCCACAACCUGCCACACAGCCUCCACCCACAACCUCCCAUUAUCAAGAACAUGAUUAAUGUUCUCUUGUCCUAUAUAUGCCCUCAAAAUGGUGGCUAGAUUUAUUUUUUAACAGACCAGCCACAGAUGAGAUGGACUACAUUUUAAAAAUCUUUUUUUAACAGGAAUUUGAGGUGGGAAAUAGAACCAAGGAAUGAUGGGGUACAACUAUAGAGAGUGGGGUUGGUACAUAAUCUUCACCAAGCAUAAGCAAAUUCUAUAAUGAAGUAAACUACUAAAUACUUAUUGGUUUCAGGUGCAUGAUAUGGUAUUUAAUGUCACUUGUCCAGCUGCUUAUCUCUGAGAAAUA
Molecule: messenger RNA, 1111 nt
Organism: Oreochromis aureus
Lineage: Eukaryota; Metazoa; Chordata; Actinopteri; Cichliformes; Cichlidae
Product: NXPE family member 3-like
Exons: 5
Coding region: 1-861 (286 amino acids)
Source: RefSeq, a predicted model, not a curated record